Fusarium venenatum is the source of this 1044-nucleotide messenger RNA. Its product is annotated as RmlC-like cupin domain-containing protein. The record is from RefSeq and is a predicted model, not a curated record. Lineage: Eukaryota; Fungi; Ascomycota; Sordariomycetes; Hypocreales; Nectriaceae.
AUGUUUCGUUCCGGUCCCUUGAUUGCGAUUUUCGUCGCUGCAGUUUCCAUCCUCAUCAUCAUCUAUUCACCAGCAAACAGCUACAUCAACCACCUUCAACAACUUACCACAAACUUCAUCUUCACAAACAAAUCAUCAACAAUAGAAGCAGCUCAUCAGAGCCAAAUGAUCAACGCUGCAAAGAACAUGUCCAAGUCACUCCGCCAAGCAAAGAUCACUCCCCACCGUUCCAGCAACAGGGGUCACAGCGACCAUGGCUGGCUCAACACAUACCACUCGUUUUCUUUUGCCGACUGGUAUGACCCAAAGUUCACUCACUUUGGUUCUCUCCGCGUCCUCAAUGAGGAUCGUGUAAAGGCCAACUCGGGUUUUCCCACGCACCCUCACCGUGACUUUGAGAUCUUCUCUUACAUCAUUGGAGGAGAACUCACACACCGAGACUCAAUGCUCACCAAGGGUAAGGAGGGAGGCCAGUCCGACAAGUUCUUCCGCAUGAAUCGAGGAGACGUCCAAUUCACUACUGGUGGAACUGGCAUCGCCCACUCUGAAUUUAACGAGCACAAGUCCGACACUGUGCACUUUCUGCAGAUCUGGGCCAUUCCCUGGAAGCGCGGCCUGGUUCCCCGAUACCACACCCGUCACUUCAGCGAUGAGUCCAAGAGACAGGGCUUUGUCAAGAUUCUGAGCCCUCUCAAGGGCGGCGAGGAUGCUACUGCCCAGCAGGAGAAGGUUGCCGAGCCCGUCAUUCCCGACACCAUCCCCAUCCACGCCGAUUUUGUCAUGGGAGCUGGUAUCAUCGAGCCAACCAACAAGUUCGAAUGGACAGUUGGAGGAGGCGCUACUGAGCAAACCAAGAGAAAGGUUUACGUGCACGUUCCCAUGACCAAGGGAGGAAAGGCCAAGAUCCGUCUGGAUGGCCGCGAGGAUGCUGAGAUCUUCGAAGGCGACGGCGCCUUUAUUGAGGGUGUCAACGCCGGAGAUAAGCUCGCAGUGGAAAGCAUUGGUGAGGUAGAGGCAGAGGUUGUUGUUUUGGACACUGCAUAA